Achroia grisella is the source of this 1864-nucleotide messenger RNA. RefSeq lists its product as uncharacterized. Bases 172 to 1731 code for a protein of 519 amino acids. The transcript is spliced from 4 exons. The record is from RefSeq and is a predicted model, not a curated record. NCBI's taxonomy places the organism in Eukaryota, Metazoa, Arthropoda, Insecta, Lepidoptera, Pyralidae. Gene Ontology annotation, molecular function: DNA binding.
CUUGGUUAAAGCGCGCGUAUUGUUAUAUGAAAUUCUGCUGCAAAUUGUUAUCAAAACAAUGUAUUUUGUAGGGUUAUAACAAAAUUGUUACAGUUCAGUUGAGUAUCUAUGAUUUAAUAUUGCUACUAACAGUUCGUUUGGUUUGCCGAAACGUAAAAACUGGAAUAAAUAAUGACUCAAAUGAACGAAAACAUGUUUUAUGUGAUUGAGUUAGUAGAUUUUCAUCCGUUUAUAAAAUUCCAUAAAUAUGUUUGCAUACCAAGUUGCUGGAUAAUGCUGCGUGAAAUAUCAGACGAUGCAGCCAUCGUUAAAUUUCCAACGGAAAAAUGGUCCAUUACGAAAAAACGUGUAAAGAAACAGGAAACAUAUUUAAGAGACUGGAUGAUUUUCAACGCCAAUAUUAAAUACUGUACAGAUUCUUAUAAAGAUGCCAAAGAAUACAUCAAACUACUUAAAAAAAUAACAAUUCAAGAAAAAGGAUAUACUGAAAAUACUGAAAAGGACUUAACAUCUACACCUGACGAAGAACAAAAAUCGCAAUCUGAUUCAGAAGAUGAUGAACUUAUGGAAUCUCUAACUGUGACACAAGAUGGACCGAUUCCAGCCGUUGUUAAUUCACAAAAUGAACAAUAUUUAUUAAACAACAAUAAUAAGCAGUUACAAGAGAUUGAGAGUUCUGAUCAAGAACGCAAUAAAUAUUUCACCAGGUAUUCUGCACAACACUCUUCACUAGCAGCCAAAGUUAAUUUAAUGGAGCAAGCUGUACCGAAGAUGGUGAUAAUGGUAAAAAAAUUAAAAAAUGGAUUUGACGAGAGCAUUAAUGCUGAUGAUAACGAAAAAGAAAACAUGUCAUCAUUGAAUAAUAUUCCCAAGUUUCAGAAUCAAUUACAACCCUCGUUGAUUUUACAAACACUAUUUAGUAGUGAGUUUAGGCAAUUAUUAAACGACUUGUAUUCUGAAUGUGAAAAAAAUAAAUUCAUGAUUGAAGCCCUGUAUCAUGCGUAUUCUAAGCACUGUAUGGCGAUAAAGACAUUUCUUGACAUGCUAGAUAAAUUUCAGAAUAUUAUUAAUACAUCUGAUGUUCCAGCAAUAAAAAAAAUAGAAGAGAAUUCUGGUAACAGAAUUGACAAUAAAAAUAAAGAAUUGAACCAAAAAGAAGUCCAUGGGCAUAAAGAAAAAUUAGAUUCUCGUGAUGCAAAGGAGGAAGGCAGAAAUAUGAAUAAAAAAGACAAGACAGAUGAUAACAAUACUGACCACGCUCCGAGCAAAAUUGAACGUCGAGAUCGAUCAUUCACAUUGCCACCAGAGUAUGACGAAAAUGACUCGAAAUGGACAAUAAGGCAUCGCAAUAAAAAGAAGGGACUCGUUGAACUCAUGCCUCAUUCAGGUGUAUACAUCAAUGCCAUGAAACUAAACAAUAGUAAAAGACAUUCAAAUGAUACUAGGAGUUUUGCUCGAAAAUUGUUACCGGAAAUUUUUACUGAGAACGCAUUGAGAACGUGUUCUUUAACUGGCAAAAAAGCCUGCGUAUUUGAUCCUGAUGGCAUACAUGUAAGGCCUGGACUGGAUAAUCAUGCAAGAAUGGUCCUAUUGGAUUAUGUACAAAAAUAUUCACGUAAAAGAAACUGGAUUAUACUGGACAGGCAGUUACUUCAUACAUGUCUUCGUAACAAAAUUCAUAAUAUUAGAAGCAAGUAUAAUAAUACACAAGUUGGAAAUAAUUGCACUUAGUAAUAACAGUACACAUAGGAAAGAAGGAGUUUGCCACUUAUUUUAAUUAUAUGAUUACAUAAUUAUUAAUUGAUAGUAAUUUUAAGAAUGUACUUUUAAUUCUUGCGGAUUCCAAAUAUCAUCGCUUCAUCUA